Molecule: messenger RNA, 1657 nt
Organism: Cavia porcellus (domestic guinea pig)
Lineage: Eukaryota; Metazoa; Chordata; Mammalia; Rodentia; Caviidae
Gene: Rab29
Product: RAB29, member RAS oncogene family
Exons: 6
Coding region: 245-859 (204 amino acids)
Biological process (GO): phagosome-lysosome fusion; endosome to lysosome transport
Cellular component (GO): Golgi apparatus; late endosome; trans-Golgi network
Molecular function (GO): GTP binding; GTPase activity
Source: RefSeq, a predicted model, not a curated record
ACGAUUCUCCGCACGCCCUAAGGUCUUGUUGCCCCGAGGCACGCUGGGAAGUGUAGUGCUGCUAGCAGUCUAGCACGUGACGCCUGUGGAGGGCGGCGAGAGAGCACGCCGCCUGGGCUGAUCGAGUCAAAACAGCUUCAACGGCGAGAGGUGGAAAUGCCUCACUUCAGCUUGAAGAGGGCCCGGCGCCAAACAGGUUAAAACAAACGCCGGCCCCGCUUCCCCAGAACGCGCCCUGCCAGCCAUGGGCAGCCACGACCACCUGUUCAAAGUGCUGGUGGUGGGAGACGCCGCCGUGGGCAAGACGUCGCUGGUCCGGCGCUAUUCCCAGGACUGCUUCAGCAAACACUACAAGUCUACGGUGGGAGUGGAUUUCGCUCUGAAGGUUAUCCAGUGGUCUGACUCAGAAAUGGUGCGCCUCCAGCUGUGGGAUAUCGCAGGUCAGGAGCGCUUCACCUCAAUGACACGACUAUACUACCGAGAUGCCUCUGCCUGUGUAAUUAUGUUUGACGUUACCAAUGCCACUACCUUCAGCAACAGCCAGAGAUGGAAACAGGAUUUAGACAGCAAGCUCACACUGCCCAAUGGAGAGCCUGUGCCCUGCCUGCUCUUGGCCAACAAGUGUGAUCUGUCCCCUUGGGCAGUGAGCCGCGACCAGAUUGACCGGUUCAGUAAAGAGAACGGGUUCACAGGCUGGACAGAAACAUCAGUCAAAGAAAACAAAAAUAUCAAUGAAGCAAUGAGAGUCCUUGUUGAAAAGAUGAUGAGCAAUUCCAGAGAAGAUACCAUGUCUUUGUCCACCCAAGGGGACUACAUAAAUCUGCAAGCCAAGUCCUCCUCCAGCUGGAGCUGCUGCUAGUAGCAUUUGGCUUGUUUUCUACCCCAGUUCUAGAAGAUCUUUCCACUUCUCACCCAGCAGUUUCACUAAGAACAUUUGAAUUGUUGGCUGCCUGCUGUCUGGUGAGGAGGUCCGUUGUGACUUAAACGCCUGAGACUCCUGGGCAUUUCUGCAUCUUCUGCCUGUUGGCUGUCAUGAGGCCCAGUUAAUGCCUUCUGUGUAAGAAAGAUCAUCUCAUCCUUCAAUUCAUGAUCUUGAAUUUUGUGGGAAGGGUUAGAAUUCAGCAUUUAUAUUUGUUUGGAUUUUGUUUUAUUUUGUUUUUUUGAGACAGAGUCUCACUAUGCAGUUCAGGUUGGCCUUCAACUCACUUUGUGGUGCAGACUGGCCUCAAACUCUCAAUAAUCUUCUUGCCUUAGCCUCCUGAGUGCUUGGAUUACAGACAUGUACCUCCAUGCCCACCAAGCACCUGUGUUUUCAAAAUCAUAAUUCUCACCUACUUGUAAGCUUACUUUUACAUUUGAUAUAUGAUAAUAUGACUUCAAGAAAAUGAGAUCAGAUGUCUUUUCCCAAAAUUCUCACAAACCAGUGCUUUCUCAUUCCCUUUUAUACUUGGAAUUUAAGCCUCAAUUCUGGGAUGCCGAAAAAGAAGGCUGGACAUCUGUGGGUUUGGGUUACUGCUGGUAACCUAAGGCAUUUGUAGAACUUUUAGUCAUGAUUAACUUUCUCUCACCUUGACUUCAACAAUUGUCAGGUUUUAAACUACCUAUCUUGUGUGAUGAAAGCAUUUCUUUCUGCUGAGAAAUGAAUCCUCGCUUAGAA